AUGGCUCUGUAUAAACUCGCUCUCUUUACCGGCCUUUUGGCUACAUUCCACGCUGUGGAAAGCAAACUGAAUCUCAACAGCCAGUCCAAUCUUGCGGUCUACUGGGGUAUGCCCUUCACAACCCUAUACGCAGCAGCGGCUGGCAUACUACUGUCAAAGUACGUUCCCCCCGCCGUAAAAACUGAUUUCCUGCUCACUUCAUGUUCCGACACCGACAUCGAUGUCUACCAACUCGCCUUUGUCACCCGAAUCAACGGUAUCGGCGGCGUCCCGGAAGUCAACUUCGCCAAUGCAGGCGACAACUGCACCACUUUUGACGGGACAAACCUCCUUCACUGUCCUGAGAUAGAAGAAGAUAUCAAAAAAUGCCAAUCCCUCGGCAAAACCAUCCUCCUCUCCCUCGGCGGCGCCACCUACACUGAAGGCGGCUUCACUUCCUCGUCCGCCGCCGUGGCCGGCGCCAACACUCUCUGGGCGACCUUCGGCCCUGUCUCUUCUUCGUCCUCCACCCCCCGCCCCUUCGGCACCGCCGUCGUCGACGGCUUCGACCUCGACUUCGAAUCCACCGUCUCCAACAUGCCCGUCUUCGCCAACCAGCUCCGCACCCUCUACGCCGCCGACCCAUCUAAACAAUACUUCCUCACCGCGGCCCCGCAGUGCCCCUACCCGGACGCUGCAGACGGACCCAUGCUCGACGGCGCCGUCGCCUUCGACGCCAUCUGGAUCCAGUUCUACAACAACUACUGCGGCCUGCAGGCGUUCGUCCCCGGCGCCAGCUCGCAGGACCAGUUCAACUACGCCACCUGGGACUACUGGGCGAAGAACGUCUCGAAGAACCCCACCGUCAGGAUCUUCGUCGGCGCUCCGGGCAGCGCCACCGCCGCGGGGAGCGGGUACGUACCUGCCUCGACGCUGCAGGGCAUCGUCGCCUAUGCGAAGGGCUUUGCCUCGUUCGGCGGCGUCAUGGUCUGGGAUGCGAGCCAGGCGGUGGCCAAUUCGGGCUUUCUGGAUGGGGUGAGGGCCGCGCUGGGAAACCCCGCUUCUUCUUCUUCAACGACGACGACGACGACGACGACGACGAAGACUACUGACGCUUCUACCUCAACUACCAGAUCCACGUCGACGACAACGAGUCCGAAAACGACAACAUCGACGAGUAGUGGCAUGACCACCACCACCAAGAGCACGACUACGACCACGACCACCACCCCGACCUCGACCUCGACCUCCUGUCCCGUCGCUGGGGGCCAGUGCUCGUCCGGCUCGAGCGCCUGCAGCGGCACCGCCUUCGCGCUCUGCGACAACGGCCGCUGGGUGCUGCAGUCCUGCGCCGCGGGUCUGGUGUGUCUGCGGGACAACGGCGGGGUGUACUGCGGGUAUGCCAGUGCCAGCUCCGGGUCCGGGUCCGGGUCCGCGACCUCCUGUUCCUAG
Aspergillus clavatus NRRL 1 is the source of this 1431-nucleotide messenger RNA. It is a transcript of the gene chi3, whose product is annotated as putative class III chitinase. The record is from RefSeq and is a predicted model, not a curated record. The transcript has 3 exons. Lineage: Eukaryota; Fungi; Ascomycota; Eurotiomycetes; Eurotiales; Aspergillaceae. Gene Ontology annotation, cellular component: extracellular region. Gene Ontology annotation, biological process: carbohydrate metabolic process; chitin catabolic process. Bases 1 to 1431 code for a protein of 476 amino acids. Gene Ontology annotation, molecular function: chitinase activity; chitin binding.